This is a messenger RNA of Gongylonema pulchrum, 1362 nucleotides long. The record is from the annotation of a GenBank genome assembly. NCBI's taxonomy places the organism in Eukaryota, Metazoa, Nematoda, Chromadorea, Rhabditida, Gongylonematidae.
AUGAUAGUGCGAGCUUCUGUGAAAGAUGAGCACAAGAAUAUGAGGAGUCCUCAAAAAUAUGCCGACGAUAUUUAUUUGAACCCAAGGACGGACAUCAAUAACAAAAACAAGACAGCAGCGUUACAUGGCGUUGGAAUGGCACCAAUUAACGGAAAUUCUCAAACUUCUGAGGCGUCCCAGGAACUGAAAUUACCAACUCGGCUCAAGAAUAACCGACCUGAAGAAACUGCUGCAAAGAAAACAGAAAUGUCGGACAUGAUUUUUUCCGACAUGGAGGAAAUAGAAACACUUCCAGAAAUUUCCAUGAAGAGCAAACUGCGUAAGUUUACGGUAAAGGAGCAGCCAGAAGAAAAACACCUAUCGGUGGACAUCAAUGGCAGAACCAAGGCAGCAACACUGCCUGGCGCCAGCAGAAAAUUUCGAUCCAAGGGGACAUCCCAGGAACCAAAAUCAUCAACUCUACUCAUGGAUAAUAGGUCUAAAAAGUCGAAAACUCUGGAUAGCUUCAGAAACGCGGUGAGAGCAGCAAUGUCACGUAUGGGACUCAAAAAAGCGAGGGAAGCAGAAAAACUCGAGAAGAAUGUCGAGAAAGGGAAAUCAUAUAAACAUAGAAUGAACAUCGAUGACAAAGACAGGCCAUCAACUUCGUCUGGCGCUGGGAUGGGAUCAAAUAAUGGAAAAUAUCGAGCUACGGAGAAAUCCCAGGAACCAGGACCAUCAACCGCUUUUUUGAGUGAGCAGCCCAAAGAGUUGGGGAAUUUGGCUUUGACUUUUGCCGAGGAAGCAAUAACGAAAGCAAUGUCCUGUAUGAAUUUCGAAGACGCCGAAGAAAUGAAAAUAUUCCCAGAGGUUGCCGCAAAGGAAAAAUCGCGUGAAUUCACGACAAAAGCAAAAAAGAAAUACCGAUGGGCGCAUCCUGGCAUUCAUUCCUUCGACGUUGUUGUAGAUCGUUUCAAUGCUCUAAAUCAAUCGAUCCCUGUAUGCUACAUAACUUCAAUGGAAUUUAAUAAUUCUGUUAAAGUUCGAUCACGCUGCAUGGUCGGUAUAAAACCCGAAGGUCUGGUGCAAAAUGUUCGUAAAAUAUGGGCCAGAGAAGGUGCGAAAGAAAUAGCCAUGGUUGCUAAUCUGGCCACAGAUAAAAGCAAGAAAGAAGCACUGCUUUCUUUCGAGGAAAAUCUGCAGGCCUAUCACGAGCUCCAGGACAAAACUCCAAAGACAUAUUCACAGUUGCGUGUGCGCGAAGAAAAACUUCGUGAAAUUUUGUUUCCGGUAGCCCGUCGCUAUACGGAAUUGCUUCCAGAAUCGCUUACAUCCCAAGUACAUGCUCUCCUGGGUGGUAGAUUCGUUGUUCUAAGUCACUGA